AUGAAGGCUAAAUUGUCUAUAUGUGUUGAUCGUUACCAGAUUUGGGAUGCCAAUGGAUCCAGGGAAUUUCUUGAUGCACUUGGCUUCACUGACAGAGAACAAGGCGAUCUUGGACCUGUUUAUGGAUUCCAGUGGCGCCAUUUUGGUGCAACGUACAAGGGCCCGAACGCUAACUAUGAAGGUGAAGGAGUCGAUCCAGCUUGCUGA
Cooperia oncophora is the source of this 207-nucleotide messenger RNA. Lineage: Eukaryota; Metazoa; Nematoda; Chromadorea; Rhabditida; Trichostrongylidae. The record is from the annotation of a GenBank genome assembly.